Molecule: messenger RNA, 612 nt
Organism: Rhizophagus irregularis DAOM 181602=DAOM 197198
Lineage: Eukaryota; Fungi; Glomeromycota; Glomeromycetes; Glomerales; Glomeraceae
Source: RefSeq, a predicted model, not a curated record
AAUAAGGACGACCUUUCAAAUAUAUACCUUCAAUUCCACACGACUUAAACGAUCAAAGAACAUUUCUUCGUAAAAAAAUCAAAUUAAGUUAAAAUCAAAAUGAAAUUCAAGCUUUUCUACCUUUUCUUUAUUUUGGCUAUUUUUGCUGCUAUUACUUUAGCAUUUGACGAUCAUUUGGUAAAACGUCAAGGGAAUGAUGAAAAAGAUGUUGAAGCCAAAGCUUUGCCUGCUAUUCUUCUCGCUCUUGCUAGGAAAUUUGGCGCCUCUCUUGUUGCAAAGUGUCGUACCAACUCUUGUCGUGGUAGAUGUCCUGAUCAACUUUGCAAAGUUCCUAAUCUGUCUUGUUGUAACCUGGCAUGUGAAAUCGGAAUUGGUGCUCGCAUUCCUCGUGUCGGCGGUCGGUGUUAAAUAAUGGAAAAACUUUAGAAAAUUCACAUAUUUAAUUAUAUACUUUAUAUUAGAAGGUUAACGAUUCAAAUUAAAUAUGAUUUUCUUUUUUCUAUUUCCUUCUUAAUCUCAAUAAUAUAGUUUGUUUCUAGUAAAGUUUAUUAGUGUUAUUUUUGUAUCCCUAGACUAUUUAUUUACAUGAUAUAAAUCAUACUAAUAAAUAAU